Molecule: messenger RNA, 180 nt
Organism: Nezara viridula (southern green stink bug)
Lineage: Eukaryota; Metazoa; Arthropoda; Insecta; Hemiptera; Pentatomidae
Source: the annotation of a GenBank genome assembly
AUGAUGGACCAUGUUUUGUUUACAAGGAAAGAAACUAAAUCCAGAAGGCGCAUUAACACUUGUCUUUUAAGGCAUUCAUGCGCAGAACUCCGAUGGAGGAGUAGGAACUUUCUUCAGUGGGCGGACUAUGGAUCUUUUCCACAGUUAACGAAUCGGAGGCAGUGGAGACUUUAUAAGUAA